Molecule: messenger RNA, 2055 nt
Organism: Aspergillus sclerotioniger CBS 115572
Lineage: Eukaryota; Fungi; Ascomycota; Eurotiomycetes; Eurotiales; Aspergillaceae
Product: sugar porter family MFS transporter
Exons: 4
Coding region: 267-1889 (540 amino acids)
Biological process (GO): transmembrane transport; carbohydrate transport
Cellular component (GO): membrane
Molecular function (GO): carbohydrate:proton symporter activity
Source: RefSeq, a predicted model, not a curated record
UGAGAUUCCAGCUCUGUUUAAAACCCCCGACCAUGCCCCUCGUGCGACCGUUUCGUCGAUCGGUUUUUCUCGAUUCCUUCCUUCCCAUUUCUUUUUCUCCUCCAAGCGCAGCCCAAUAUCGUCCAAUGAGCCUUCUCCUUGACUGCUACUCUUACUGUGCGGUGUUGUGUUUUAGUACUACUCUUAACUUCACAAUUCGGUUGCAAUCAACUCCUAGAAUUCGGCCUUGACACUUCUGUGGAGAGAGCAAGUCCUGCCUAUCCAACAUGGCACGCAGCUACUUGGGCCUCACGGGAGGCAAGCUGCAAAUCGCUAUCAGCGUUAUCGCUGGUAUGGAUUUCUUGCUUUUCGGCUAUGAUCAAGGUGUAACGGGCGGUCUCUUGACCCUCGAUUCGUUUAUCAAAUACUUCCCAACCAUUGCGACCAACGGCGCAUACUACGAGAGCUUGAGUGCUCCUGAAAGGAGCACACAGUCCACUCGCCAGGGUGUUGUCGUCGCUGCGUACAAUCUAGGGUGCUUCGCUGGAUCAAUCCCUACAAUCUGGAUCGGUAAUAUGCUUGGUCGGCGCAAGACAAUCUUCGUCGGUUCAUUCAUCAUGUGUAUCGGGGCUCUGCUACAAUGUACUUCGUACGACUUGGGCCAAUUCAUCGUCGGACGGUUGGUUACUGGUUUUGGAAACGGCAUGAACACGUCGACUGUGCCCACAUGGCAGUCAGAGUGUUGUAAAUCCAACCGUCGUGGCCAGCUGGUCAUGAUCGAAGGCGCCAUGAUCACCUGCGGUAUCACCAUCAGUUACUGGAUUGACUUCGGCUUGCUGUUUGCCGAUCCCAAUGAGGUCGCCUGGAGAUUCCCGUUGGCCUUUCAGAUUUUCUUCGCCCUUAUCAUCUUAUUCUUCGUCCUUUCUCUCCCCGAAUCGCCCCGUUGGCUGAUUCUCAAGGGCCGUGAAGACGAAGCAAGGACUGUCCUACAUUCUCUCUUGGGCGAUGGGGACGAGACCUUCAUCGAGACGGAAUUCACAGCUAUCAAGGCCACCGUCUUGGAGAUGGCCAAGGGUUCAUUCCGCGACAUGUUUACCAUGACCGAGGACCGCCACUUCCACCGGGUGGUGUUAGCCUACGUCAACCAGAUGUUCCAGCAGAUCUCGGGUAUCAAUCUAAUCACUUACUACAUUCCUGUGGUGCUCGAGACUCAGCUAGGUAUGAGCCUCGAAAUGUCUCGUCUAAUCGCGGCUUGCAACGGAACAGAGUACUUCCUUGCCUCGUGGAUUGCCGUAUUUACCAUCGAAAAAUUCGGCCGCCGGACCCUGAUGCUUUUUGGCGCAGCGGGAAUGUCAGUUUCCAUGAUCAUCCUUGCUAUAACUGCCAGCAUCGGCAGCGACGGAGCCAACAUCGCCUGUAUUGUCUUCCUGUUUGUUUUCAACACGUUCUUUGCCAUCGGCUGGCUGGGUAUGACCUGGCUGUAUCCGGCUGAAGUUGUACCACUGAGAAUUCGUGCUCCGGCCAACGCGCUGGCCACGUCAUCGAACUGGAUCUUCAACUUCUUGGUGGUUAUGAUCACGCCGGUGGCCUUUGACAACAUUGGCUAUCAGACCUACAUCAUCUUUGCAGUCAUCAAUGCAUUCAUCUUUCCAGUGGUCCUCUUCUUCUACCCAGAAACCGCCCGUCGAUCCCUGGAAGAAAUGGACCGCAUUUUCCGCAAGACGACCAAUGUCUUUAAUGUGGUCAAGAUCGCCAACGAGGAGCCUCACAUGUACGGCAAGCGGGGUGAACUCCUGCGUACGCUGGACGAUGUAGAAGACGACGCAGUGCGCCGGACGAGUGUGCUGAGCCAUCAUGCGAAGGAUGCAGAAAAAGACAGCGACGAAAACACCAGCAGCGUCAAGGUGUAGACUUACCCGGCUGUAGGCUGGUUGCCUUUUAUCCCGAUCUCUCUGGGACAGGAAUGAUGAUAGUGACGAUUUGAUGGGCUGCAUGGCCUAAGUGUUCAGCUUAGUAUAUACCCCGAUGGAUUCUGUGUAAUUAGACCAGGAACAUGCUAUUUUCACUUCUCACACA